Argiope bruennichi is the source of this 1232-nucleotide messenger RNA. RefSeq names its product cell division cycle protein 123 homolog. The transcript is spliced from 11 exons. Bases 141 to 1175 code for a protein of 344 amino acids. NCBI's taxonomy places the organism in Eukaryota, Metazoa, Arthropoda, Arachnida, Araneae, Araneidae. Gene Ontology annotation, cellular component: cytoplasm. The record is from RefSeq and is a predicted model, not a curated record.
UUACAGACAAAGCAAUGUUAUGUAUGAUGCGAGUAGUACGUUUUGUUCAUACUUUUUUAAAAACAUAAAUUACAAGUUGUUUUGAAUAAAAAAAUUCUUUCAUUCAAAAUAUUUGUUCAUUAUACACGAAUUAAAAGAAAAUGAAAAUAGAAGACAUUAAAAAGUGCAGCUUUCAAAAUUGGUAUCAUGAUUUUAAGAAAGUGACGAUUAAAAGUAUUAUCUUACCACUUCCUGAGGAAUUUGUGUCAUAUAUUCUAAAAGAUGGAGUAAUUUUGCCUAAGGAUACUGGGUAUGGUUAUACUGUUCAAGUUAAUGAUAGCGAUGCUGAUAGUGAAGUAGAGGAAUCUUGGGAUGAUGGGGAAGAAAUUGAACCUGAGGCUCCUCAGUUUCUGGAUUUUGACAAAAAUGUAAGAGAUGCAAUUGAUACUCUAGGUGGGAAAGUUUUUCCAAAACUAAAUUGGAGUAGUCCUCGAGAUGCUUCUUGGAUAAGCUUUAACAACAGUUGCUGUUGUACAUCAUUAUCUGAUAUUUAUUUACUUUUGAAAAGCUCUGACUUUAUUAUCCAUGAUCUAACCCAAAGGUAUAUGCUUUGUGAAGACUUUGAACAAAAUCAGUCUAAUAAUGCUGAAAAGGAAGACUUCUAUUUAGUUUUAAGAAAAUGGACUGAAAUAGAUCCAUCUUGUGAAUAUAGAUGUUUUGUUCGAAAUGGUUUAUUAAUUGGAAUAUGUCAAAGAGAACACAGUCUAUAUUUUGAUCAUAUACACCGUUAUAAGGAUGAAAUCAUUAAUGACAUUGCACAUUUUUUCCAACAUCAAAUACAUUCCAAAUUUUCUUGUAAUAAUUAUGUAUUUGAUGUUUAUCGAAAAAAGAAGGAUCUUGUAUAUCUUAUUGAUUUUAAUCCAUUUGGAGUUGUAACAGAUUCAUUAUUAUUCAAUUGGGAUGAACUAAAAAAUGGUUCAAUUCAUCCAAAUGGUAAUAGUCUGCCUGAAUUCAGAUAUGUAGAAAAUGAUCGUGGUGUUCAACCUAGUACUUUAAGUCGUCAUGCUCUUCCUCGAGAUAUAGUUGAUAUAAGUACUGGCGAAGAUAGUUUUACAUUAGUUGAUUUAUUAAAAUUUAAAGUCGAGGAACAAAAUGAAAAUGCCAGUGAUGAUAGUGAUGAAGAAUGGAAAGUAUGAAUAUUGUCAAAAUAUUAUUUAUAGUUUUUUUUUUAAUAAAAUGAUUUUGCAGAUUUG